Molecule: messenger RNA, 1960 nt
Organism: Aspergillus welwitschiae
Lineage: Eukaryota; Fungi; Ascomycota; Eurotiomycetes; Eurotiales; Aspergillaceae
Product: putative histone acetyltransferase Spt10
Exons: 3
Coding region: 110-1684 (524 amino acids)
Molecular function (GO): acyltransferase activity, transferring groups other than amino-acyl groups
Source: RefSeq, a predicted model, not a curated record
CCACCCAGCACUUGCACGCCAGCCAAGUGCCCUUAACGAACUAAUUAUAUUCCCCCCUAGACACCCUAAAAUCGUCUCGUGACUGGUGUAUCUGGCUCACGGUCUCAUCAUGCCGGCCGUUCACGGGGACUUGAUGACCACGGUCGUCCCCACGGAGAAGGAGUUGCCCCUUGACAUCGUGCCGCGACAGGUCAUACUCAGGGAUCGAGUCACGGUCGCCACCUUGGUCCCCUUCACUUCAGCGGAUGCGAUCCCUCGCUCUUUAUUAGCUUAUCUAUCCGAUCAGUUAAAUAAGGAAAUCGAAGGUGGUGAUACCUAUGCCAUGAUUGAUCCCAUCCCCUUGGAGCAGUUUGGGCCGUAUUGGUUCUCCAAUUUUGGCGCCAUCAUGCUUAUGGGGGACAUCAAGAGUGUGCAAGAGGUUCAAGCACUAGGUCGGAACCGCGCCAAUUGGUCCAAGAUCUGCUUGGGCAGCUUCAAUAUCCGACCCAAUUAUCCCGGUCGUAGUAGUCACGUCUGCAAUGGCAUGUUUCUGGUCACCGACGCCGCCCGAAACAAAGGUGUAGGUCGACUAAUGGGGGAAGGCUAUCUCGAAUGGGCUCCUAAGAUGGGGUACACAUAUGCGGUCUUUAACCUGGUCUAUGAGAGUAACGUGGCAUCUUGCCGCCUGUGGGAUGCUCUGGGGUUUAAGCGGAUUGGCAGGGUCCCGGGGGGCGGUCGGCUCAUUUCCAAUCCUGGUCAGUACGUAGAUGCUAUCAUCUACGGCCGGGAUCUAGGCCCGGAAGGGGAAGAUUCUGUCACACAAGAUCGGUUUGACAAGAUCCGGUACUAUCUCAAGCAUUCCAAAUACCCCAGGGGGGCUGACCGGGCUGAGAAAAGUCGGCUUCGGAGUGCAGCUACCCACUACAAGUUAAUUGGAGGUAAAGAUGGGGACGGUGAGAAAUUGAUGCUAAAAGACAAGGAGGUUGUAUCCGACCCGCAGCAGCAGUACGACAUUGCCCGGGAGAUGCAUAUGCAGCAGCAUGCAGGCAUCAACAAGACCACAGCUGCCAUUGCAGUCAAAUACCAUUGGGUGCGGAUUAAAGAAACGGUCAGUCGGGUGAUCCGGGACUGUCCACAGUGUAAAGAGAUCCUUAAACCUCCGAUAAUCAAUGGGGUUAUGCAUGAGGGUACCCCUGAAGAUGAUGACGAUGAUCUGGGAAUUGACGAGGCUGACUUGCCGGAAGCUGAUGCUGACAUGGCGUCCAGCGAUCCUAUGAGUGCGCAUGCGCUGAUGGACCACGCCGCCAUGGAUGCUCACAAUACGAACCCAUUUGUGACCGCUCAUUCAGUAGUGCAAGGAUCAGUGGAUUCCAUCACCGAUUACACGGGUUUGCCGCUGGACCCACAAAUUAUCGACAUACAUCAGCAGCUCCCUCGAUUUCAUCCACACGAUACCAUGACUGAUCCAUAUGCCCACGCUGCACAUAGUUUACAUGCAUCAAGCUUUGACAAUGAUGUCCGCCAUCAUGCGGCUCAUGACUACCAUAUGAUGGUUGAUCAUCCCACCGAUCCUGAUCCGUCCACGGCGCUUCAUCAAGAAGUGUUGGGGCUGGUACAUUCUCAGGCUCACGACGUCCAUCACGAGCAAAUUCUGGCGAAGUACCAGUACGUGGAUCAGCCAGAUGAUGGCCUGGAUUUUACAUGAGAUUUUUUCCCUAUUCCGUUUACUUUUCCUUAUUUUCGGUCACUAUCCCUCUCUCAAUUUCUUUCUCAGGUCCUUUCAUUGCUGGACCUACUCUCGGUUGUAUUAGGGUUUUUAUGCAUCUUCUUAGGCGUUGGUAAGGUUGGAAGGUGUUGGUCCGUUACGGAAUGCUGAGCCAUCAUAUUAGGCAUGAAAUGAUUUUCGGGGUCUACGAAGCGCAAUAUAAUUAUAGUUGAAUGUAUCAUAUGUUAAUCAAUCACAAUGAUGACGCCAUGCCAU